AUGGAUGCGGUUGCGGUUGCGGUUACAGAUGUGAACGAGGGUGCAGCCUUUAAUGCCAACCAGCCUCGAUGGUCACCAAUGCCUCCGUUAAAGCUUUUACAACUUGUGGUCCAACCUCAACUUUCCCAGUUCUCGAUUCGUCAAAAGGUGUUAAAAUAA
This is a messenger RNA of Sphenostylis stenocarpa, 159 nucleotides long. Lineage: Eukaryota; Viridiplantae; Streptophyta; Magnoliopsida; Fabales; Fabaceae. The record is from the annotation of a GenBank genome assembly.